Messenger RNA from Gopherus flavomarginatus (Mexican gopher tortoise), 708 nucleotides. RefSeq names its product vasotocin-neurophysin VT-like. The transcript is spliced from 3 exons. NCBI's taxonomy places the organism in Eukaryota, Metazoa, Chordata, Testudines, Testudinidae. The coding region runs from base 67 to 552 and encodes 161 amino acids. Gene Ontology annotation, cellular component: secretory granule; extracellular region. Gene Ontology annotation, molecular function: neurohypophyseal hormone activity. The record is from RefSeq and is a predicted model, not a curated record.
ACAGGAGGCUGGAAAGCAAAGAAAGCUUCUCUCUGUGUGUGUGAGAGCCUGGCAGCCCCCUUCAAGAUGCCCAAAACCUCUCUGCCAGUCCACUUCCUCUGUCUUCUCGCCUUGUCUUCAGCCUGCUACAUCCAGAACUGCCCUCGAGGCGGGAAGAGAGCCUUGCCCGACACAGAGAUCAGACAGUGCAUACCCUGUGGUCCCGGGAACAGAGGACACUGCUUUGGCCCCAACAUCUGCUGUGGAGAGGAGCUCGGCUGCUACAUGGGCACUUCUGAAACCCUGCACUGCGUGGAAGAAAACUACCUGCCUUCCCCUUGCGAGGCUGGCAGCAAAGCCUGCAGCUCAGGAGGGAGAUGCGCUGCUCCCGGCGUUUGCUGCAAUGAUGAGAGCUGCAUCAUGGAUACCAUUUGCCUGGAUGACGAUAGUGACAGAAGUCAAGAGCCCUCAGAGAAGAACCUGACUGUGCUGGAUGGCUCAGCGAGUGACUUCCUGCUCAAGCUGAUGCAUUUGGCGAACAGGCAGCAACAGAGGAAGCACCAAUUCUACUGAGGGAAGGAAGCAACAUCAGAGAUGAGUCUAACAGCGAGUAUGUUGCUUACAUGCCGCAGCACCUCAGCAAAUCAUUGCAAAAUGUAAAGGAACAGCCCUUUGACAGCAUUGUAAAUAUGUGGCCAAUAAAGUAUUUUAUUGCACUGUGCUAUUCAA